This is a messenger RNA of Trypanosoma rangeli, 2490 nucleotides long. RefSeq lists its product as uncharacterized. The record is from RefSeq and is a predicted model, not a curated record. The transcript has a single exon. Gene Ontology annotation, cellular component: spindle pole. Gene Ontology annotation, molecular function: protein binding. Bases 1 to 2490 code for a protein of 829 amino acids. Gene Ontology annotation, biological process: spindle organization; establishment of meiotic spindle localization; mitotic cell cycle. NCBI's taxonomy places the organism in Eukaryota, Euglenozoa, Kinetoplastea, Trypanosomatida, Trypanosomatidae.
AUGGCAGCGGCAGAGGAGGAUGCUGACUAUAUGUGUCUGGCGACGAAGCUGUAUGCCGACUCCAAGCACUUUCUGGCAAUUAAGGCCUAUGAGCGGGCUCUCGUGCAGGUGGAGGACGCUGCUGCCGCUGCUUUCGUUACAUCGGACUCGAUGACUUUGUCGGGGCACGACGCAGUAGCGGGAAGCGUGCUGUUCAAGGACUUUAUACUGCACUGCAACGCGUUUAGCGUUAAAAGCGUCGCAACCGACAUCAAGGUGGCGAAGGAUUUUAUGCGGUUAUGCCUCGAGGAGCUGCUGAGGCGAAAUUAUAUUCAAGGAAAUCUUGACACUGAUGACCCCAGCCAGCUGUUCGUACCUGCUCAGGAAGAUAGAGGUAUUGCGUUCCUUGUGUCACUGAGCUUGAACAAUUGGGCCUGCCUUUUACUGCGAUCAGGAAAUACGACAAGGGCCGCAGCGUUUUUUCAGAUGGCACUCGACAACGCUGUGUCAGAAGAGAUGACAUGUAUUAUUCUUAUUAACAUAUGUGCAUUAAGCGUACACAAUUGCUCAUUCUCAGAGGUGUGUGAGCGAGCACUGGAGGUGCUUCGCAGGACAGAAGACAACGACGAGGAGAAAAAGGAACGGGUGUGUGAAAGUACUACGACCCGUGAAGAUGUGGACGUACUUCUUUGCGCGUUCGCGUAUCAUUAUUUGGCCAUCGCUGAGGAAUACCUGCAGCCACACGAGGCGGAAGACCACUACAAUCAAGCGAAGAAAAUGCUAGUCUCAAGCCCCUACCAACAAUGGUCAAGCGUCAUUGAACGCGCCCGCAGACAAUUUAUUGAAAUUAUACAACGCCGCAGAGAAGAGGCGGUCCGACGACGCGAACUCGCUGAUGCAGAGUUGGAGGCUGCCAGACAGGUGGAAGCAACUGUUCGACGAAAAGGUGGCCGACCUAAGUCUGCAUUAUCGGUGCCCUCUUCUUCGAAGCGUUUGAGUCGUGGCAAAAAACACAGGUGGCGGAAUUCAAGUGCGACGAAUGAUACAAAAGAUGACUCUGUGGAACUUCCCCCUAUAAGUGAAUAUCUGAAGCAGAAAAUGCGGAUAGAGGGUCUAACCAACUUCGCGGUUCCACUGCUUCGGGUGGUGGAUGUGGGAGACAUGGUCUUGACGGGAAACCACACUAUUGACGAGAUCGUCUUUCCCUUCACGGAGGGUGCAGGCUCAAACAGUGUUGCUAUGGUCGUGCUAUGCGAGGAAACACCUCUGCAGAUUGUAGAUGAGGCGGAGAUAAAAAAUAUCCAGUCCCCACGGAGGACAAUUUGGUCCCCGAUUGCCAAGAAGAAUGACGACAUCGUCAUUGCACCAUCACCGAAGGCAAAACAAGCUUUUCUACCCUCUACGGAGGUGGUGAAUAUUAUGAAGACGUUUAUGCCACCCCCACUCUCGGAGAAGUCUAUUGAAAAUGCUCAGCGCAGCGUUGCCGCAUUUAGAAAGAUUUUGAAUCAUCGUUUGCAGACGUUGUUGCGGGCCGAAAAGGCGUAUAAGGAAAGGUGGGAAGCCACAAAUAUCGUGGGGCGUGCUCUUCUUAUCUUCAACCUUGCGCAGGACAUCGUGAAGUUGAAAGCGAGUAUGAAGACGAAGCAGGAGGCAAGGAGGAUUUUGGUGAAUGCGAGUGCGAGGCGAAUAGUGAGAUUCUUUCGUUUUGUUCUCAAACAAAAAUAUUUUGAUGUUAUUCCAAUACGGGGGAAAGCUCGCGUGAAAUACGUUGAGGAAAAGGCUGCAAUUACUCUGCAGAAGUACGCAAGGCGCUGGCUGGCGACUAAAGAGUUGCGAAGACUGCAGGAGCAACACCAGACCAAAGUACGCCGAGUCACGAAGAUCCAAAGCAUGUUUCACAUGCAGGUCACACGACGUUUCUACCUUGCUCAGCAGGAAGAAAGAGAUAAGGUGUUGAAACGUCAGAAGGAGACGGUGGCACGCGAAUUCGCGGUGACACAGAUUCAACGCGCGUAUCGGCGUCAUGCAUACAGGCUCCAUAAGUGGCAUGAGGAGGGAGAUCUAGCGCAAUUUACACUUCAUCACUUCAAGUUCUCGCGGGAGUACUACGCGACACUUAUACAAAAAACAUUUCGUGGGUUUUUGGUGCGGCGCGUUUAUGGUCCUGUCGUUCACGCAAAACGUUGUUACGGGCGAAACUGUUAUCGUGCUUCGUUGCUAAACAAGUGUGCCACAAUUAUUCAGAGCGCAUUUCGGGGAUAUCGCAUACGACGCGCCACCAGGAUCCCUAUACAGAGGCGACUGCAGCAGCGCCUACUGCGACGGGCGAGGGAAAAGGUGGAGUUGCAGCGGCGCUUUCAAAAUAAAGCGGCAAUAGUAAUUCAAUGUGCCUACCGAUGUUAUGUGGCUAGGAGGACUGCAGCUAGACUGUGCAAGGUGCGGGAAAGGGAGCGUUUGCUGCGGCGGAAUCGCGUGCAUGUGCCGUUUCGGUUGGAGGAACAGGUGUACUGA